Sclerotinia borealis F-4128 is the source of this 1605-nucleotide messenger RNA. Lineage: Eukaryota; Fungi; Ascomycota; Leotiomycetes; Helotiales; Sclerotiniaceae. The record is from the annotation of a GenBank genome assembly.
AUGGUCAACCUCGAGAUCCCAUCCGAAUAUACAUUUUCGCCUUCUGAAGGUACACCCCAACUUACUAUCAAUCGAGAUGCUACGAUUGAUCUCGAUUCUAGUAAUGCAUUCGAAGGCCCAGAAAAACUUCUAGAAGUUUGGUUUGCCCCAUCUCCGAAUGAUCUACCUAUCGGUGCUAAACAAGAUGGACUCAAAUCCGUCUCAGCCGAAACAUGGACUGGAAUGCUAGAUCUUGUCAACUGUAAAGUUUUGUCAGUCAUUGAGUCUGAGCACGUGGAUGCGUACCUCUUGUCUGAGUCCAGCAUGUUCAUCUUCCCCCACAAGCUUAUUCUGAAGACCUGCGGCACCACUACCCUUUUGCUCGGACUUCGUCGAAUGUUGAGAAUUGCGGCCGUUUAUGCCGGCUUUCCAGCCCAGAAUUGCAAAUCUAUCGAAGAAGUCAAGAUCGCUGCCAAACCCUACCGAGUCUUCUACAGUAGAAAGAACUUCUUAUUCCCCGAGAAACAACAAGGUCCACAUCGAAGCUGGAAGGAUGAAGUCAAAUAUCUCGAUGACAUGUUCUUAGGUGGUAGCGCGUACAUGGUUGGCAAGAUGAAUGGAGAUCAUUGGUAUCUAUACCUGACUAACCCUAACACCGACCUUACGCCGCCCCAAACUCCAGAUGCAGAGAGGCCGGUUACUGAGACGAAGGUCUUAAACAUGCCCGAUGGGUCUUUGUCUACCCUGGAAAGCGAUUGUGCCCAAGGACCAGAUGAAACCUUGGAGGUUCUCAUGACUGAUCUGGAGCCAAACAACGCCAAACAAUUCUAUCUUGAUCACGCGGUUGCGGCCGCGGAGAGCAAGUAUGCCAAAAGGGCUUUGAAGGCACGACAGGAGGCAGAAGACAGUUUGGGAGAACUGAGUCGAACCGAUUUAAGCGUUAGCGGUACCACAGCCGGGAGUACCAACACCGAUGAAACCUUCGACGUUUUUAGUAACACAUCUUCCGAUCACAACGGAGGUAUUGUCACACCGGAUGAUGAUAUUUCGUUCCCCGAAGAGUUGGGAACCGAGGGACACGCGCUUGGUACGGUAGUAUCCGAAGCUUGCGGUCUAUCAGAUGUCUACCCUACCUCAAAGUACCCCGAUGCACGUGUUGAUGCCUAUCUUUUCACUCCUUGUGGAUUUUCGGCCAAUGGAGUUAUUCCUGCUCCUGACCAAGCAGGCACUGCUACACAUUAUUUCACGGUCCAUGUUACGCCUGAACCUCAAUGCUCGUAUGCCUCGUUCGAGACCAAUGUUCCUGGCUGCCAGACUGGUCGUGAAACAGCUGAUGUCAUCGAGCAUGUUGUUGAUAUCUUCAAGCCAGGGCGUUUCAGUGUCACACUCUUUGAGUCGAAGAACAACUCGGCGGAGGGAAGAGAAUUGACAUUGCUUGGUGAUUCUGCCUCGGCCAUGAAGAGUGCAGGCGCCGCUCGUUUGAGAAGUGCAAGAAUGGAAAACAUCCCCGGAUAUCGUAGGGUUGAUAGGAUCGUACACGACUUUGACGGAUACGAUUUAGUCUUCCGCUACUACGAGCGUGUUGGUUGGGAAGGUGGUGCACCGCGAGUGGGAGAGAUUGAUUGA